Molecule: messenger RNA, 1708 nt
Organism: Caenorhabditis auriculariae
Lineage: Eukaryota; Metazoa; Nematoda; Chromadorea; Rhabditida; Rhabditidae
Source: the annotation of a GenBank genome assembly
AUGAGCUCCUCUUCUUCUUAUUCCAGUCCGUACUCAAGCUACACGAGCCGCUAUGGCAGCUACACUUCUUCUCGAGACCGCGAUCGUUCUCAAAAAUCCACAUAUUCUAGUUCCCCGAGUGAAAAUGAGAGAAAAUAUUCUUCCUAUACAUCCAAAUACUCUGAUUAUACUCCGAAAUCUAGCACUAGGUCGAGAAGUGAGAAAAUUUUAUCUUUUUUGCUAUAAUUUUUUUUAACAGCCAUGGCUCGAAAAAUCAAAGUAUUGUGUAGGAAUAAAACACAGAAAAAAGCCCGUCUUUUUAUUCCGUCUUAGGUUAGUUUCUUGCAGUUGAUUGACCUGACGUUCUGAAAACUCUACAAAGUUUUAAUUUUUUGAAGCAGUUUCGAUUAGACAUAAGUUCUGCUUCAUGCCAAUGAAGAUUUUCAAAACGUGAUAAAUCGACUUUAUUGCUUCUCACACGCUUUUUUAAGUGCAUUCGCGGAAAAAAUAAACCAUUUUUUUUGUAGAAAUGGAGGGUGAGCGUGCUACCCCUGAAGCGGACCAACAUCCCCGCGAAGGUAAUAAAUCACCAAUUUCGUGAAAAAUGAGAAUUUCAAAGUUUCAGAUACUGAAACUCCAACUGAGGAAAUCCACGAGGAAAUAGUUGUCCAGACACCUGACCCCGAGAUUCUUCAAGAAAGCGACGUGGAAGAAUUCAAAAACGUCCGGGCAUCUGUAUCGACAUUCAUUCCAAAACAAACCAUUUCAGGAAGGUCAAGAGUCGGUCGAGGAGGAGGACGUGUCGAACAAUGCUGCGGAACAGGAAGAGGCUCAGGAGUCGGAGCCGGAGCCGGAGCAGGAACCUGAGCAGGAAGAGCCUCCGAAAGAGGAUGCCGAAGAGUCUGACGUCAAGGGAUCCAAGUCCGUCACUCCGACUUCUCCGUCGCGCAAUUUUUCUCAGCUUUCGGUGAUUUUUUGUUAAUUUAACUGCUUUUCAGGGGAGAAAAUACUUUUCAAAAGUUAAGCAGUUGAAAAUAAGAGUUUCAGAACGACACAACAAAGAAAUAACUGAAAUAAAAUCAAACAAAAAAACUUCUCAUUCAGCAACUUUCACUUUCGAAAGAACAUUCAAACGAAAACUUAUUGGAAAAAUCUGGUGAUCCAGAAAGGAACAAUUAUACUCUGAAAUUAUAGCCCAUUUCGUGUAACAUCAUCACCUUUCACGAUCCCUUUAUGUGUUGAAAAAAAAAAUAACUGAAAAGGUUCAAUUAAAGUAUUUCAGUCGCCGGAGAAGCGCGUUCAGACUCCGGAAAUGAGCAACGAGAACCGUGUGCCAAGCCCUAACUUCGGCGGAAGCAAGGUCUUUCAAAAAACUGAUUCGAAACAUUCGUGGUUGCACUUAAGAAAGCGGUCAACUCAUCGUGGCCACCCAAAAACGGAGUCGAAGACGAGGAGCAAAAGAUGAAGGAACUGAUGAUCGAUACCGCUGCCGUGCCGAAAAGUUCUCAAGCUCCGGGAUUUUUUCAAAAAGUUCUAAAUUUUCAGAAAAAGUGUCCGACUUGAUUGCUCGUUUCAACAGCGGGGCUGUCGAAAGUCCUGUCGCUAAACCUCCGACCAACUAUAAGUCCGGUAAAUGAAAAAGUAAAGAAACAGCUUAGUCAAACAUGAUUUUCCAGAGUACGGUGCUACCGGCGAAACCGGUAAAGUCUCCAAGGGUCAAUUCAACUAA